UCUGUGUAUAUGUAUGAGAGAAGAUGUGUCUUCCUCACAAAAAUGUAAUUUUUCAUAGGGUUUAACAAUGCAAUUAAUGUAUGAAUUGCAAUACAAAUACACUCAAUGUAUCAAUGUUAAUCACUUAUAGUCAGUGGUAUCUUCGACACCAGCAUCACUGUUGCCAUGUGACUUUUUCACUUCUUAAAUGGUCGAUCAGCUCGAUUCUGUUUCUGUCUUGUUGCUUGCCAGUUUCUAUCCUGUCAGGGUAGGGGUCCGUAGAGCAGUCUGCAGGCUGACCGUGCAACAGACCCGCUCAAAAAACACCACACAGUUCUGGUGUGGAAGCACAAAGCAACCGUUGCAGUUAUCACCAAUAAAGCACUGCGGUUUGGAGGAUUAAUGAGCCCUGCCCCCUGACUAUGGAAACAGAGGUUGCAGAUGGCUAUCUGGCGAGUAACGGCGACUGCUCUCCCAGGAAGGAGCACGCAAGGAUGCUGGUGGACCUGUCUGCAAACACCCCCAACGGGCAGCACUCGCCCAGAACACACACAAUCAAGCAAGAGGAAGGAGCCGACGAGGAGGGGGAGAAGAGAGCCCCGGGCCCAGAGGACAUGGGCCAAAGUGGGGAGGAAGGCUCUGGAUUGGAGGAGCCCAUGAUUGACAGCCCCAACGACUUACAGGAUGGAGGUGCAGGGGUUGACGGACGAGGUGACGCAGGGAUCCGACUCCCCAACGGUGACAGGCCGUUCCAGUGUAACCAGUGCGGCGUGGCCUUCACCCAGAAGGGCAACCUGCUGAGACACAUCAAGCUCCACACGGGGGAGAAGCCCUUCAAGUGUCCCUUCUGCAGCUACGCCUGCCGGCGCCGCGAUGCUCUAACCGGCCAUCUACGCACACACUCAGUGGGCAAACCGCACAAGUGCAACUACUGUGGGCGGAGCUACAAACAGCGUACGUCAUUGGAGGAGCACAAAGAGCGCUGUCAUAACUACCUGCAGAGUGUCAACAUGGACUCCACCCCCAAUGCCAGACCAUAUCAAGGUGACGUCCCGCAGGAUCCGAAGCCCACAAUGGACACCAUGUCCAUGGUGGCGUUCGACCGGCCGCCUGUGAUCGAGAGACUGCAGGGGAACGUGGGCAAGAGGAAGAGCACCACACCACAGAAGUUUGUGGGUGAGAAGCUGGUACGCUACGGUUACCCGGAGAUGGGCUAUGAGAUUGGGCUGAAGUAUGAGAAGGAGGCAGAGCUGAUGCAAGCUCACAUGAUGGACCAGGCCAUCAACAACGCUAUAUCCUACCUGGGUGCUGACUCCCUGCGGUCCCAAAUGCCGCACCCGCCGAUUUCCAUGGCUGAGGUGGUACCCAUGAUCAACCCCCUCUUCCCCCAGGUCUACCCCAUGGGGCCCCGCGUGGACCGGCCCAGCAGCCGGGAAGCCGCACCCCCGCCACUCCCUCCCCCCGAAUUCCCCCCCUCUGCUAACGGCCCCCUCUCCCUCGUGCGGCCCCGGAACCUGCAGGCCCACCGGGAGGAGUCGCCCAACAACAGCUGCCUGGACUCCCCCAACUCAGAGCGCAGCAGCCCCCAGGAGAAAUUGGGCCCCCCUCCAAACCACGCCCCCGGGGCUGUGUCCAGCCCCGCCUACAGCAGGGAAGAUGGGCGGGGAGCAGAGCCAGGCGCCCGGGAGGUGAUGGAGGCAGCGGUGGCCAGGGCAAAUGCGGCGGCGGCGGCAGCGGCAGCUGCAGCAGAGCGCCCCACCAGCGGGGACGUCUUCCGCGUCUUCAGCAGGGAGGGCCGGGAGCUGAGGGCCUUUCGCUGCGAGCACUGCCGCGUGCUCUUCCUGGACCACGUCAUGUACACCAUCCACAUGGGCUGCCACGGCUACCGGGACCCUCUGGAGUGCAACAUCUGCGGCUACCACAGCCGGGACCGCUACGAGUUCUCCUCGCACAUCGUCCGCGGGGAACACACCUUCCACUAAGUGGCAGGAAACUGUAGAGCUGUGUACU
Molecule: messenger RNA, 1989 nt
Organism: Megalops cyprinoides (Indo-Pacific tarpon)
Lineage: Eukaryota; Metazoa; Chordata; Actinopteri; Elopiformes; Megalopidae
Gene: ikzf2
Product: IKAROS family zinc finger 2
Exons: 8
Coding region: 402-1961 (519 amino acids)
Biological process (GO): regulation of transcription by RNA polymerase II
Molecular function (GO): DNA-binding transcription factor activity; RNA polymerase II cis-regulatory region sequence-specific DNA binding
Source: RefSeq, a predicted model, not a curated record